UCACAGUCAUCAUCAAUUGCCCGUCGUGGUUGGUCCUGCGUCACCGCCCUCCCCAUCGUCGGCGAAACUCGCGUUUCCUCGCCAUUAGAGAACCUUGAAGGCUUGAAGGAGCUCCUUUGCCGCCUCUUGGAUCGGUCGCGUGGUCUUCACAUGGUGGCGCUGAGGUGUUUUUCUAAGAGAUCUCGAGGGGAGGAUCUUGGAGAGAAUGCUGAUGAGCUGGAAGUUCUGUUCGUCAUCGAUCAAGAAGCGGAGCUCGGCCAAGGAUAUCAUGGCCGGGAAUGAUUACGAUCAGGAAGCACCAGGUCAUUUAAUGGGACAAGACAAUGGCAAUCCAUCCUGGAAGCUCUCUUUGCCACAUGUAUGUGUGGCAACCAUCACUUCUUUCCUAUUCGGCUAUCACAUCGGAGUUGUCAAUGAACCGCUAGAGAGCAUCUCUUUGGAUCUUGGGUUUGGUGGGAACACUUUAGCUGAAGGACUUGUGGUCAGCAUGUGUUUGGGUGGUGCUUUUAUUGGCUGUCUGUUUAGUGGUUGGAUUGCGGAUGGGAUUGGACGGCGCAGAGCUUUCCAGUUAAGUGUGUUGCCAAUGAUAAUUGGAGCUUCAUUGAGUGCAACAUCAACCAGUCUAGGGAUGAUGCUAUUUGGUAGAUUCUUGGUAGGAACUGGAAUGGGUUUAGGCCCACCUGUAGCUUCUCUUUAUGUGACAGAGGUGUCUCCUCCAUUUGUUCGGGGUACAUAUGGAAGCUUUAUUCAGAUUGCAACAUGCCUUGGAAUAAUAGGGGCUCUUCUUAUUGGGAUUCCUGUGAAGGAAGUUGGUGGUUGGUGGCGUGUGUGCUUUUGGGUAUCUGUUGUUCCAGCUGCUUUGCUUGCUCUUUGCAUGGAGUUCUGUGCUGAAAGCCCUCAUUGGCUAUUUAAGCGCGGUAGACUUGUUGAAGCGGAAGUUGAAUUUGAAAGACUCUUGGGAGCAUCUCAUGUUAAAUCAGCAAUUUCAGAAUUGUCACGGUCAGAUAAAGGGGAUGAUGUAGACACUGUAAGAUUCUCAGACUUACUCUGUGGUCGCCAUUUUAGAGUUGUUUUUAUUGGAACAACACUCUUUGCUUUACAACAGUUAUCGGGCAUAAAUGCUGUGUUCUAUUUUUCUUCAACUGUUUUUAGAAGGGCUGGAGUGCCAUCAGAUUUUGCCAACAUAUUUGUUGGACUCUCAAACUUGUCAGGUUCAAUCAUAGCAAUGCUAUUGAUGGAUAAACUAGGAAGGAAGGCGCUUCUCUUAGGGAGCUUUAUUGGCAUGGCCAUGGCAAUGUGUCUUCAGGCUGUUGCAGCAAGUGUUCAUGUUCUUGGAUCCGGAGCAUUGUAUUUGUCUGUUGGCGGCAUGCUCUUAUUCGUGUUGACAUUUGCGCUGGGAGCUGGUCCAGUGCCUGGUCUUCUUUUACCUGAGAUUUUUCCCAACAAAAUUCGAGCAAAGGCGAUGGCCCUGUGCAUGUCUGUGCACUGGGUGAUAAAUUUCUUUGUCGGUUUGCUAUUCCUGCGAGCCUUGGAGCUAAUGGGGCCCCAAGUUCUGUACACUAUAUUUGGAACUUUUUGCUUGAUAGCUGCUGUGUUUGUGAGGAGGAAUGUAGUGGAAACCAAAGGCAAAUCACUUCAAGAAAUUGAAAUCUCACUCCUACAACCUGAUAUUUAGAGGUGGAGAACUUGCAAAAUACAAUGGCCUGAGAUCUAUACAGGGGCUGAUCUAUAUAAUCUAUUAGAGCAAAGGAUGUAUUAUGUAAUGUAAGCAUUGACUGCAAGAUAACUUUUGAGUGUUGUAUUGUUAAUGGUAUUCAUUCAAUUGGGUCUAUCCAUUAUUGAAUGAAAUGCUCGAGCUCUAAAAUAAAUUUUAUCGCCUAUAUUAUUUGACGGUUUUAUUUGUAUU
This is a messenger RNA of Dioscorea cayenensis subsp. rotundata (Guinea yam), 1906 nucleotides long. RefSeq names its product probable plastidic glucose transporter 2. Gene Ontology annotation, biological process: monosaccharide transmembrane transport. The transcript has 15 exons. Lineage: Eukaryota; Viridiplantae; Streptophyta; Magnoliopsida; Dioscoreales; Dioscoreaceae. The coding region runs from base 206 to 1675 and encodes 489 amino acids. Gene Ontology annotation, cellular component: membrane. Gene Ontology annotation, molecular function: hexose transmembrane transporter activity. The record is from RefSeq and is a predicted model, not a curated record.